UGGAGCAUAGUUGUUUUACCAAAACAAAAGAAAGGACAGAGUUACGUUUUAUAAACUAACUGUUUGUAAGUAAAACCUUAUUUAUAUUCUUAGUUUUGUUGAUAGGCUAACUUGAGUAACAGUCUACAUUUAUUUGGCUUUAGGUUUUACAAUGAAAUUGACCAACACAAAACCCGUCUCGCUCUUCACACUGAUACUGCUAUUUCACACUGUCCAAGCAGAAGCUUCUCAUGAUGAUAUUGAUGAAGUGAGGAUCCUGGUUGUGGGAAUCAGAGGUCAGUCCAGAUUCAGUGCUGCAGAUCUUCUGUCAGGAAGGAAAGAUGGAGGACAGGAGGACAGAGAGAUUGUAAAGACUCCAGUAAUUACAGACGGGGCUCGUAGAAUGAUGCUGGUCACUGGACCAAACCUCUGUGAGGAGGACGCAGCGAGACAGACCUUCACAACAGCGCUUUUUCUCUCGUCUCCUGGACCUCACGCCGUUUUAAUGCUCCUGAAUCUGGAAGAUCAACAAUCACAACAGUGUGAUAUUGAGAAACGAGCCCAGGAGCUGCUGGGAGCAGAAGUCCUGCAGUACUGCAUUGUUCUUCUGCUCCAAAACCACCAGCAAUCUUUGACAGGAGCGUUCAGAGGGAUUGCUGGAGAAAUGAUCAACGCAUGUGGAGGAAGAUUUCACAUCAUAAGAGAUUCUGAACCAAAACCUGCUCAAAGAGCAGCUCUCAUAGCGGAAAUAGACAAGUUAGUUCAGCUCAAUGAUCACAGAUUUCACUCAGUAUUGAGACAACAGUUAGAAGCUGAAGAAACCGUUCAAGAUGUGCAUGAAGAAAAUCAAAUGCUUUCUGAAAAUCAUGACAAUUCAGCAGAAACUGCACGAUGGAUUUUACUAAUUUUACUGAACACUGCCUUCAUUUUCACUAAAAUAACACGUGAACAAUUUCAUUUCGCGGAAAUGCUAUUUGUGCUUGUUAGUUUCAUGGUCACUAUAAGAAAUAUCCUCAAUCCAGAUGUUGCCGUUCCUUUAAAUUUGAUCCUAUCCUCUACUUUCACUGUAGCCGCUGCAUAUCAUGACUUUGCAAAUUCACAACGUGGACAACAAAUCAUAAUGUUUUUAGUCAUGAUCUUUACAUUUCCCAGUAUAGUGUUCAUAGCAGGUCUAGGGCUGACUGUAGGAACAGCUGUCAGUGUACGGACGUGGUCAGAUGUGCUCAUAGCGUGCCAUGCUGCUCCCGGAGUCACAUUCGGGGCUCAUUUAUACACUAUUUACUCCAUUAUACCAGGUCAAAUGCAGGCUCGGACAACUCUGGUGUUUGCAUUCAAGUUAUUCCUGUUUUGUUUUGUUGGAGUGAUGCUCUCAAUGGGGUUUGUGACUGUGUUUUCUCUGUUUGGUGUGGAGAGAACAAUAUUUCUGCUAAUAUUAGGAUUUGCAAAAGCGUUUUUCCAUUUAAAGAGUGAUGCGGUGAAAUUUGUAGUUUUUUUCCUGAUUUUUCCAUGCUGUUGUGUAUUUAUUAGUUCUUUAAUUUCAUUUUUAUGCCGUAUAUUAUGUCAUUAUAUUUUCACAGUAAUUUGAGGCUGAUAAUAGUGACUAAAUCAAAAGACCCUAACAGAUUUUGGAUUGUAAGUUAAUGCUGAUUUUUGAUUUU
This is a messenger RNA of Carassius carassius (crucian carp), 1637 nucleotides long. RefSeq lists its product as uncharacterized. NCBI's taxonomy places the organism in Eukaryota, Metazoa, Chordata, Actinopteri, Cypriniformes, Cyprinidae. The record is from RefSeq and is a predicted model, not a curated record. Gene Ontology annotation, molecular function: GTP binding. The transcript is spliced from 2 exons. Bases 152 to 1564 code for a protein of 470 amino acids.